Varanus komodoensis (Komodo dragon) is the source of this 6184-nucleotide messenger RNA. RefSeq names its product semaphorin 3F (gene SEMA3F). Gene Ontology annotation, biological process: neural crest cell migration; axon guidance; semaphorin-plexin signaling pathway. NCBI's taxonomy places the organism in Eukaryota, Metazoa, Chordata, Lepidosauria, Squamata, Varanidae. The transcript has 19 exons. The record is from RefSeq and is a predicted model, not a curated record. Gene Ontology annotation, molecular function: semaphorin receptor binding; chemorepellent activity. Bases 680 to 3058 code for a protein of 792 amino acids.
CGCGUGGAGGGGGAGGGUGGUGGUUUAUUCCCCCCUUCUUUUUCUCUUUGCCAAGCGGCCAGGAGGCCACAUUAAUUACUAUUUCUGCUCCCAUACUCUCCCCCCGUUAUUAUUAUGAGUGUUAUUCUAUUCUCCUCCCGCGCUCCUGCCGAUCGCCCUGCAGCGAGAACUUAGAGGGGGCAAGCGCGCAUUGACACUCGGACAAGCGGCGAGGGGAGCGAGGGAAAGUCAGUCCUACCGCUCGGCUGCGAAGGAGUCCCGCCCGGCUUGGCUGCCUCUGGAAACCGGCUUAGUUGCGAAGCCAGCAUUUCUAUGGAUUAGCGGAGAGCUCUCCUCGGAUCCUGAAUUCGAAGUCCAGGAUUCCCGAAGGUGCCUCGGCAGCAGCCUGCUAACAUUUGGCCAGAGGAGGAGAGCGGGAUGGCCGUGGGACGCCGUGACCAGGACAGCUGGUGAGAAAUGCCAGUUUGGGGCCGAUAAGAUUUCUCCUUGGCUCCUUCAUUUCCCCGCUUCUGCCUCCCAGAGUUAGGAGCAAGGGCUUCAGGGAUCCUACCGCGAGCAGCGGAGUGAGGGAUCUUUCUGGGUACCGUCUGAACGGGCAGCAUUUGCCCCUGCCCUGCCUCCAUUCAGAAAGAUUUCCUAAGAAUUCUGCCUGGAUUUUAGAACCACAGAAAUCCCUACAAUGCCGCUGGUUGGCUUUUUGCUCUGGGCCACCCUGCUAAUCGUGGGCUGGUGGCCAUCCUACUCCAAGGAUUACCUCUUUGCUACUCCAAGGGUGCAGCUCACUUUCAAAGAGCUCAAGGUGACGGGCACGGCCCAUUUCUUCAAUUUCCUUCUCAACUCAACAGAUUAUCGCAUCCUGCUGAAGGAUGAAGAUCACGACCGCAUGUAUGUGGGGAGCAAAGACUACAUCCUCUCACUGGAUCUUCAUGAUAUCAAUCGGGAGCCCCUCAUUAUCCACUGGCCUGCAUCCCAGCAAAGGAUAGAUGAAUGUGUUCUCUCAGGGAAGAACAGUAAUGGAGAGUGUGGGAACUUUAUCCGUCUUAUCCAGCCCUGGAAUCGAACCCACUUGUAUGUUUGUGGCACUGGAGCAUACAAUCCUAUCUGCACCUUUGUCAAUCGUGGCCGUAAAGCACAGGCUUUUGAGCUGAACCAGUCCAUCCAGCAGGGAGGACGGGGAAGUAGAGCAGUUGACUCCUCCCUCCGCCCGUCUCCAGUGGAACGCAAGGACUACAUAUUCUAUCUGGAACCAGAGAGGCUGGAAUCAGGGAAGGGAAAGUGCUCAUAUGACCCAAAGGUGGACACUGUAUCAGCAUUAAUCAACGAAGAGCUCUAUGCUGGUGUCUACAUUGACUUCAUGGGCACUGAUGCAGCCAUCUUCCGUACCAUGGGCAAGCAGACAGCCAUGCGGACUGACCAGUACAACUCCCGCUGGCUAAAUGAUCCAGCAUUUGUACAUGCACAGCUCAUCCCAGACAGUGCUGAGAGGAACGACGACAAGCUCUACUUCUUCUUCCGAGAGAAAUCGGCUGAUUCUCCCCAGAGCCCAGUUGUCUACUCCCGCAUCGGUCGCAUUUGCCUGAACGACGAUGGAGGCCACUGCUGCCUGGUGAACAAAUGGAGCACGUUCCUGAAAGCCCGACUCAUCUGCUCUGUGCCCGGGCCGGAUGGGAUUGAAACACACUUCGAUGAACUCCAGGACGUCUUCAUCCAGCAGACUCAGGAUGUGAAGAACCCCAUCAUUUAUGCUGUUUUUGCUGCCUCUGGGUCAGUGUUUAAGGGCUCUGCUGUCUGUGUCUACUCCAUGGCCGACAUCCGCAUGGUCUUCAAUGGGCCUUUUGCUCACAAGGAGGGACCCAACUACCAGUGGAUGCCUUACACAGGCAAGAUGCCUUAUCCCCGUCCAGGCACAUGCCCAGGAGGAACAUUCACACCCUCAAUGAAAUCAACCAAGGACUACCCUGAUGAGGUCAUCAACUUCAUGCGCACUCACCCCAUGAUGUACAAUGGAGUGUACCCCAUCCAUCGCCAGCCGCUAGUGGUGAGGACCAACGUCAACUACAAGUUCACAACUAUUGCCGUGGACCAGGUGGAUGCAGCUGACGGGCGCUAUGAGGUGCUUUUCCUGGGCACAGAUCGUGGCACUGUCCAGAAGGUUAUUGUCCUGCCCAAAGAUGAUACGGAGACAGAAGAACUGAUGCUAGAAGAGGUGGAGGUAUUCAAGGUUCCAGCUCCCAUCAAAACCAUGACCAUCUCUUCCAAACGGCAACAGCUCUAUGUUUCCUCUGCCAUUGGGCUAACACACCUGGCCCUUCACCGCUGCGACGUGUAUGGGGAAGCCUGUGCUGACUGCUGCCUAGCCAGGGACCCCUAUUGUGCCUGGGAUGGCAAGUCCUGUUCCCGCUACUCCGCAUCCUCCAAGAGGCGGAGCAGACGUCAGGAUGUCCGGCACGGCAACCCCAUCCGUCAGUGCAGGGGCUACAACUCCAAUGCCAGCAGGAACACAGUGGAGGCUGUCCAAUAUGGAGUGGAGGGAAGCACAGCCUUUCUGGAGUGCCAGCCACGCUCCCCUCAGGCCACCAUCAAGUGGCUGCUUCAGAAGGACAACAGUGACCGAAGGAAAGAGCUCCGCACGGAAGGACGGGUGCUGCGGACAGAGCAGGGCCUGCUGCUGCGGUCCUUGCAGCUCUCCGACGGGGGCCUGUAUUCCUGCACAGCCACUGAGAACAACUUCAAGCACACCGUCACCAAAGUGCAGCUGCACGUGCUGAGCAGGGAGACCGUCCACGCGGUGCUGUUCCAGGCAGAGACCCCCGUCCCCUCGGUGGCGGCCAUGCGAGCCAGCCUGCCCAGCACCCUCAGCUCCCACUACCAGGACUUGGUGCAGCUGCUCGCCCAGCCGGAGAUGGGACUCAUCAACCAGUACUGCCAGGGCUACUGGCGGCACGUCGCCUCCAGCCACAAGGAGACCCUGGCCGGCCUCCAGGCCAAGGAGCUGCAUGACCAAAAGAAGCCUCGAAACCGCCGGAACCACCAGCCAGAGAUGGACCCGCAGACAUGAAACUGGCAGCUAAGACGGACUCUGCAGUGACACUGCUAUAUCCCCCUCCCCAUUUUAAUAUUAAAAUAUCUAUAAAUAUAUAUAUAAAUACAUACACACACACACACACACAGAAACAUGCCCCACUCCCCCUCAAGACAGUAUUUAUUUGUAGGUUGUACAUAGUCUGUGGGUGAUGCGAUCUCCCCUUGGUGCGAGACGGCGAGGAGCGUAGAGGCGUCCCGCUGACGGCUUCCUCUGCCUUCCCCCUUUUCUCUGUGGUACUGUAAAAUAGCUGAGAUAUCAGAGGGGUGGGGAAGGAGGGCAGGAGUCCUCUCUCUCUCUCUGUCUCUCUCCGUGACACCUCAAAGCACACAGCUGCCCCCAGCAGGCAAGGGGAGGCACAGAGAAGCCUGAAGGUGGGGUCUGCAAGGAAAGUCUUUGUACCGCUGACUUCGCAUUGGGGCCCUCUUGCGUGGCGUCCACAGAUCCAGGAGGGUGGAGCUGGGACCUUCACGGCAGAGUCUGCAUGAGCAAGCUGGAGCCUCCAGAGUGACCUGUGCUGAAAACACUCCUGCUGCCGCCAGACGCUGCGCAUCCUUGCCCUCGGCCAGCAUGCCCAGUGGUGUAUAUAAGCCCCUACCGCAUCUGCAAGGACUUCAGCACUUUCUUCCCCCUCUAUACAUUUAUCCGGCAGGAUUCUCUCCGGAGUUACAUAGCACAGAGGUGGCAGCUCUUAGGAGCCUGAAGCAUUUAAGGGAGAAGGAAGGGCUUCAUCAAGGACAUCCACGCCUGGGCCUAUGCGUGCUCCCAUUGUUAUGAGCAGCAAAUCAAGCCCACCAUUAGGAGCCAAGGAACAGUUUUAUGCUUGUGAUUCAGCCAGUGCUAUUUGGCUGGUGAUCUGCAAGAAACAAAGUCAGUGCAAGUUGUGAUUUAAAGGUAGUAGCAAUAGACUUUUGGCAAUAGAUGCAACCAAAAGAGCGGGUGAGAAGAUGGAUGUAGCUAUGAUUGUAGGUAUCUGGCUCUGCUGAGCUAGCUUACGUGAUGGAAGGGAGGGCCUCAUCCAUGUGGGUUAUGCUGGGGAGAAGUAAUGUAUAUAUGAACCAAAGCUACUCUCCCGUAAUGCAUGUGUCAGACACUUCCAAGGCCAAAGACAGCAUGGGAGUAGAAAUGGCAGAGUGGGUUAGGCAUCAGCGGAUAGCCAUCAAAUUACCUGACUUCUGCUCUACUAGCCAAUGAUUGGAGGAAUCCACAUCCCAGCUACCCUAGCUACUUAUUUAUUGUAAUUUAGGAGUCAAAAUCCUCAGUCUGGUAGCACAAGUUUCUCCCACAACAGAAUACAAGCCCAGGAGAUGUGUGGGAUACUCUAUAAUUAAGUGUCUGAACAUUCCCAUAUGGAUUCUUCUUGUGUUCUCAUUACAAAUCAGUCCAUGUCAGCUACCUUGGGUGCAGGGCUUGUAAGAAACAUUUCCUUCCAGAGGGGCACAGCAUGAUGAGCUUGUCUUCCUGCUUAAUUGGUAGGUGAGUUUCCAGAGACCUCAGGCUAAAAACCAUUCACAGCAUGAACUAUCCCUUAUGACAAGAACUGUUAUCCACACAUACACAUGCCAGCCAGAGAAAACGGGUGGUGAGGAGGACAGCACUAGCACCAAAAAAAAGUCAUUCAUGCAGCCAAAUGGAUAAGGAUUAUGGAUCUGAUUGAGUAAGUGGGAAUUUGGCCAAAAAUCAUUCAUAUAGGGUAGGAAACUUGUGGCCCUUCAGAUGUUUUGGCCUACAACUCCCAUCAGCCUUAGCCAGCAAUAACCAAUGCUGAGAGAUGAUGGGCCUUGUAAGACAAAACAUUUGAGAGUCCCAAGUCUCCCACCACUGAUUUAAGGAGUCAUCUCAAAUGCAAAACUGUAGAGGUAGAAGAUACAUUUCAUGUCAUGAAGGGGCCGCUUUGAAGAAAUGCAGCCCACAGGAGAUGUUGCAAGGAGCUGGCCAUGUGGGGUGGGGGGAGAGGCUCUAAUUCAGCAUAUAGGCUUCCUCUAGGAAAACGUGAAUGUUACUUGAUCUACAGAUCCAAAAUAUAUUAGCAGGAUUUCAUCUGAGCCGGGCUUGCUCUGCCCCUAGCACUGUUUUGAAUGCUGGAAAAUGGAGUUGAGAGAACAAGUGCAUGUUCCUCAUGAUGGUGGAAUCAUGCCCAGCAUUAGGGAGGCGGGCUGCUAGGUUGAAGGUUGCUGAGCCCAAAUGGGCCCAGACCCCUCUCAUUCAGAAAUGAGGCAUUGCAUAUCCCACACUUUUUAGCAGUGGGGCUGGUUACCUUGUCCCUAAGACUCCCCCUUCAGACUGGUUUCGUUGCUCUGGACAUGACUUCUAUGUUCCGUACCUCCAAAGAGGACUUAAGGGCAAAUCUUAGGUUUGAAUCAAUCCUUGUGGGUUUCACCUAUGGAAUCACACUGAUUUACAUCUUCUGGAUAUCAGGUCUUUGACCUUUGAUUUACAUUUUCUGGAUAUCAGGUCUUUGACCUUUGAUUUACAUUUUCUGGAUAUCAGGUCUUUGACCCCACCAGUGAGGCCUACACACUGAUGAAACCAAAUGCUGCUCUGCCACGAACAGGCAUUCCUAUACUGUCCUAAUAGUCACAAGAAGCUACAGGGAGGGACUGCAGCCAUGGAGGGCAGCAAAAAUAGGAAAAGACUGUGCCCAGAGUUAUCACACUCUGCUGAAUGUACAGCCUAGCUGAGCUGGGGUGGAAGCUAGAAUGCUGAGUGAACUUCAAGGAUUCUUUCUGGCCAGAAAGGGACGGCUCAACAGAGCAGAGCCGAACCUGUGGAAGCCCACACUGUGUGCCCUUUGGGCUCUGAAGCUGUGCAACCUGCUUUUAACAAAGGGUACACCUUUUUUUUGGCAGCAUCCUUGGGCCCAACCUCAUUUACGCUCCCUCAUUCUUCCAGGCAGGACCUCUCCCCCUGCCAGCUCAAGUGUUGCGCUUGUACUUUCUCCUGUAAAUAGUUGUAAAUUGAAGAUGUAACAAAAACUGGGGAUAUGGAGCAUCUGAUAAGUAGCUCCUUGUGAUGAAUUCAAGUGCAGAGCCACUUUGCGCCUGUAAUGUGAAAUUCCUGUGGAUAGAACAAGCUAAUAAACACUGGCUUUGUUUUUGAAAA